AUGCAUUCGCUUGCCCUCCUGCCUCCCUCUCUCCUCGCUCUCGUCUCUCUAGCUUGGGCACAAUCAGCGCCCCUACACACCACUCUCCCCUCAGGCUUACGCAUCGACUACACCACUCCGGCCCGGUGCUCCCGACCUUCGCAGAAUGGCGACUCCAUCAGCGUUCACUACCGCGGCACCCUCGAGGACGGCACGCUGUUCGAUGAGAGCUACAAGCGCGGCCAACCCUUCACCUUCACCUUAGGAGCCGGACAAGUCAUCCGAGGAUGGGACCUAGGCCUGCUCGACAUGUGUCCCGGAGAGCGGAGGAACUUGACGAUACCUUCGGAUCUCGCAUAUGGCAAUCAGGAUGUAGGAGGUGUCAUCAAGGCUGGCAGCACGUUACUGUUUGCGACAGAGCUGGUCGACAUUGUUGGAGUCACGGAGGAGUUCGUCACUUUGGGCGACCCGACACCAACGGCUGAUGUCCUUACGGCUAUCACCGGCGGUGCGUCUGUUACGACUGGGGAGGACGGCAUCCUUACCAUUGCCACUGCGCCGGCGGACCCUCCCGAAGGCGACAACGUGCAUGAGGUCACCGACGACAAGCUCAGCGCCACACCCUUGGAACCACAAGACAGUCCGGACGGACCGCCUGAAGAGCCUCCGCAGGCAGAGUGCCAUCUGCUGGGACCGUUCGCUCUGCUAAUCCAGGGCUUGCUGGGCGCAUUCGCCUUGCUCUCACUCGUCUUCAAACGGUACCGUGAGAACCCAAAACGACCGUGGCGCAUCUGGUUCUUCGACGUUAGCAAGCAAGUCUUUGGCUCUAUGCUCACACACGUGCUCAACUUAGCUAUGAGCAUGCUAUCGAGCGUGGACAUGGUCAAUGCGGCAAAGAAAGCAGGCGUGACGUCUGCCAUCAACGAUCCAGAGGGCCGCAUGCCGAAUCCCUGCAGUUUCUAUCUGCUGAACCUAGCCAUUGAUACUACCCUUGGAAUCCCUGUGUUGUACCUCUUGCUGAAGGUACUACACGCUCUCUUCUUGCACACAGCCGUUGCAAAGCCGCCAGAAUCAAUCCAGUCCGGCCAUUACGGUCCGCCAGGCGGCCCGCCCAAGUGGUCAUGGUAUCUCAAGCAGCUCAUGAUAUACUUCAUAGGCCUAGUCUUCAUGAAGUUGUUUGUCUUCUUUCUAUUCGCGGCAAUCCCGCAAUUGCCUUGGAUCGGUGACUGGGCGCUACGCUGGACAAAAGGCAACGAAGUGCUGGAAGUCACGUUUGCUAUGUUUGUCUUCCCAUUGGCAAUGAACGCUGUACAGUAUUGGGUGAUUGACAACUUUAUUAUGGACAAGAAGCAAUCGGGUCAGAAGGCUGGCUAUGAGGAGGUGCACGCGGAAGACGAUGAUGCGGGUGGUGAUAGGUCUGGUGCAGUGCGAAGCGAGGACGUGGAUGACGAGGAUGCUGAUGAACAUGCUGCGUUGGUAGGGAAGAGUCAAGCGGAGGCGGCACCUAUCGAGGAGAUCAACCCUAUCGCCCUUGACGUGGGGCGUGGAGGGAGUCGGCGGCCGAGUCCAUCGAAGGACGACUAA
Molecule: messenger RNA, 1563 nt
Organism: Baudoinia panamericana UAMH 10762
Lineage: Eukaryota; Fungi; Ascomycota; Dothideomycetes; Mycosphaerellales; Teratosphaeriaceae
Exons: 2
Coding region: 1-1563 (520 amino acids)
Cellular component (GO): membrane
Molecular function (GO): peptidyl-prolyl cis-trans isomerase activity
Source: RefSeq, a predicted model, not a curated record